Messenger RNA from Rhodamnia argentea, 4094 nucleotides. RefSeq lists its product as uncharacterized. The coding region runs from base 124 to 3618 and encodes 1164 amino acids. NCBI's taxonomy places the organism in Eukaryota, Viridiplantae, Streptophyta, Magnoliopsida, Myrtales, Myrtaceae. The record is from RefSeq and is a predicted model, not a curated record. The transcript is spliced from 12 exons.
CUUUUAAACCCCUAAAUUUCAAACCCUUGCACGCUCCCUGCAUCAAUCGACGCCUUCGCACCACGACGAGGCCCCCAUAUUCUUCCACGAGCUCCGCCACUUCCGCCCCUAGGACCUCUAGGAAUGUCUCACGGUCUCGGCGGUGGCGGCGGCGGCGGCGACGACGACGACGAGGUCUCGAGCGGCAGCGAGGGCGGCGGCGCUUCUUUUGACGAGGACAUGGAGGCUCUCAGGCGCGCCUGCGUUCUCACAGGCGCCGACGCGGACAUAGCCGUUGUCCAUCCCGGCGGCCUCGACUCGGCGGCGCCGGAUUCCGACAGCGACGACGACGACGACGACGAUCUCAGGUUGGUGAUGAGGUUGCGGGAGCGGUUCUCGGCGGACUUGGCGAAUCCCCUGACGCUGAAGCCCUUGGCGUCUAUCCAUCCGGCUGCGGCGACGUCCGACGAGGACGAGGACGACUUCGAGACGCUCCGCGCGAUUCAGAAGCGGUUCUGCGCUUAUGAUCACAGUAACACGGAGAGCAAGAAUGGCUUAUCUAGCACCGGUAGCAUGUCCAAUACUAUGCCUGUAAAUAUCUUCGGUGGUUGUAAAGUUUUUCCGGAUAAUGAUGAUACUCAUGACAGCAAUCAGACAUUGAAUAAAGACGAGCGCCAGCCUUCUGCUUUAAUUGAGUGGCACCAGCCAGCUCAGAAGCAGCAAGGGCUGGCCAAAUAUUCUUCCUUCCCAAAAUCUGGCCAGAUAUUUAUUGACGCCCUUAAGAAGAACAGGUCCUGCCAGAAGCUUUUCCGAAGUAAGUUAAUUCAGAUUGAAGCAAGAAUCGAGGAGAUCAAAAAGCUCAAGGAACGUGUCAAAAUCCUUAAAGAUUUUCAGGUUUCUUGCAGACAAAGAACUGGGAAGGCAUUAUCCCAGAAGAAGGAUCCCCGUGUUCAACUUAUAUCGGCACGGAAGACCAUUAAGGAUUCAAAGGUCAACGAUAAAAAGUUUUCUGCUAUAUACUAUGGGCCAGCUCAGAAUUUCCAUGUCCCUAGUUAUAGAAUGGCAUUGACAGGAUUUCCCCUUUCGCUUCAACGAAGCAAAUGGUCAGAGGUGGAGAAGGAAAAUCUUGGCAAAGGAAUAAAACAACAAUUUCAAGAAACAUUGCUUCAAAUUAGCCUGGACCGGUUCAGUGCUUCAGAUGGAGACCAAUAUGGCUUCGAAGAUAUACUUUCAUCAAUUAGAGAUCUUGAUAUCACACCUGAAAGUAUCAGAGAAUUUUUGCCAAAGGUUAAUUGGGAUCAGUUGGCCUCGCUGUACAUUCCGGGUAGAUCUGGUGCUGAAUGUGAGGCAAGAUGGUUGAAUUGGGAAGACCCCUUGAUCAAUCACAGCAGAUGGACAAUUGAAGAAGAUAAGCAUCUUUUGUUUUUCAUCCAAGAAAAAGGGAUAAAUAAUUGGUUUGAGGUAGCAGCAUCUUUAGGAACAAAAAGAACACCAUUUCAAUGCUUGGCCCGCUAUCAAAGGAGCUUAAAUCCUUGCAUACUGAAAAGUGAGUGGACUCCUGAUGAGGAUGCUCAGCUUCGUGCUAUAGUGGAGACUUUUGGCGAGAGUGAUUGGCAAGCUGUAGCUUCUGCUUUGGAAGGACGAACUGGAACUCAAUGCUCCAAUCGAUGGACAAAAACUCUUCAUCCUGCCAGGCAAAGGGUCGGAAGGUGGACUGAAGAUGAAGAUAAACGUUUGAGAGUAGCUGUGAAGCUUUUUGGCCCCAAAAAUUGGAUGAAGAUAGCUGAUUUUGUACCAGGUCGAACUCAAGUACAGUGUAGAGAGAGAUGGGUCAAUUGUUUGGAUCCGUCUCUGAAUUGGAACCGGUGGACACCUGAAGAAGAUGCCAUGUUGGAGGCAGCAAUAGCAGAACAUGGAUAUUGCUGGUCUAAAAUAGCUGCAUCUUUGGCUCCUCGAACUGAUAAUCAGUGCAGAAGGAGAUGGAAAGUUCUGUUUCCACAAGAAGUGCCUUUACUGCGGGAAGCUAGAAAAGUACAAAAAGCAGCUCUGGUAAGAAACUUUGUCGAUAGAGAGUCGGAGCGCCCUGCGCUUGGUCCUGGUGAUUUCCUCCCGUUAUCGAUGACAAGUUGUGUAUCUGACCCAGAUUCUGUAAAUCCUCCAAUGAAACAGAAGGCAGGAUCGAGUGUUUCACAGAAGGUGGGGUCCAGGAGGAAAAGAAAAGCAAGUGAAUCAAAUGUUGUGCAAGUGUCAAGAAGUAGUUACAAUGAGGUUGAUUAUGAUGAAUUGGCUGAGCAUGGCUCCUCAAAGAAGACACGAGUGACAAAACCAUGUGCACAAAAGAAGAGUUGGCGUGGAAAGCAGGCUAAAGAUCACACGGGCAUUUCAACAACAUCAGUGGUAUCGAAUGGUGUAAUCAGUGAAGUGAAUGGUCUUUCUGGCAUAGCAGAACACAGGAAAAUCUCUCCUUGUGUUCAGAAGAGGGUGGAUCCCAAGAAACCCCAAUUUAACUCUGGUCUAGUUGUGAAAAAGGCCAGUUGCAAAAAUGAUGAGACAGUGGCAAAACACGGUUCGCUUUUAAGGAACAAGAAGGUCACAAAACUGCAUUCAAAUGAGGGUAGACCUAAUGGACAUGCAAUAGAUCAUUCAUCAUGUCAGCUGGAUCCAAUGUUGCUAGUCAUGGCUAAUGGUGAAGGUCGUCAAGUGCAAGGAAUGUCUAACUUUAGACGAAAAGAGAAAAUUGUUGCUUGUGACGGGGAAGUAGGGAACAAGAGACCAACAGUUGGCAGUCAACUUGAUUUGGAGCAAGCCGUGGAAAUAAUUGCUUGCAAUGAGGAUGAGAGAGUGGGCAGAGAUAAUACUGUUUCAAAUAAGGGGAAGGUAUCAAAUGCAUGUCUAAGAGAGGAAGACCAUAAUGAACACUCAAAAGAUCAGCGAUCAUCUCAGCCAGAUUCGUCAUCAUCAUUAACAAUAAAGGGCAAAAACAUUGAAGCUCUUGACUCAUCUAAUAUGACAGAAAAGGAGAAGAAUAUCUUUUCUCGUGCUCAGAAGAAUUUGAGACCCAAGAAGACAAGAAAAGAUGGCCAUUCUCACGUGAACCAUGAUGAAGUAGUGGAUGAUGCCCCUGCCGAAUUGAUUGCAUCAAAGGAAAAUAGAAACUAUAAGACGUAUAAAAGACGAAAGAGAAAUGUUGCUCUUCCUGAAAGAUGCUACUCUAAUUGUGAAUGUAUUCCUGCUUUGCCAGAGAAACUCAACAGGUCACAAUCAGUAUUAAUUUCUUGUGAGAAAGAUGGGCCUGAACAGCUAAUUGCUGGGAAUGAACCUGUUUCACUGCAAGUUCCAGAUACAGAUGACUGCGACAUCACACUUGCUAGCUUGCUUAUCAAGAAACAGAAGAAGAAGAAGAAAGAUGUUCUUAAAUCGAGCGAAGGAAAUGGCAUGCCAUGUGAUGUAGAUCAAAUGCCCCCUAAUGUCAGAUAUAGGAGCGAGGAACCGAAUCUGCUAGAUCUUAACGACAAAAAUGCUUCAUCCGGGGGACCCACCAGAGAAAAGUUGAGGAAUGAUCUGGCCUUCGACCGUGAGGAUGGUGACAUCACUUUGGCGUGCUUUUUACGUGAUAAGUCUAUGAUGAAGAGACCUUGAGUUUACAAACCGGGGGAGGAGCCCGCACUUGUCAUCCGAUGCGAAUUGGGCGUUCUGGUUUAGCUUCAGAAUGAGCAGAUGGAUGUGAAGUCUCCAGGAUGCUGUAUUAUAAGGAUAUCAAAAACCAUCAAGGCCUGGGAUGAAAGGUCAGAUCCGCUAAACUUCGGAUGCCCGUGUCCCGAUGGCACCGUGCCAGGUAUGUGCCUAUGAGAUUCUCGACAGAUCUUAAACUUGUCGGAGUCUCCUAUUUUCUGUAAGAGUGAAGGUGCAAUGAUUGAAUGAUGUGUUAGAGCGUGAGGUUAUAUGCUGGAACCAUUCCAGGCAAUUGGGAUCCUGAUGUAUCUCCAUAUGCCGGGAAUGAGAAAUUUUGUGCGAUAGCCUCUCGGUUUUGGUCAGGGGCAACCCCUGCGAAAUUGUGCAUACGUUUAAAACAUAUGUUCCAAGAGAAAUAGAUGCAGGCGGCACUUUUUGUUUUG